Molecule: messenger RNA, 2686 nt
Organism: Cucumis sativus (cucumber)
Lineage: Eukaryota; Viridiplantae; Streptophyta; Magnoliopsida; Cucurbitales; Cucurbitaceae
Product: protein STRUBBELIG-RECEPTOR FAMILY 7
Exons: 16
Coding region: 371-2335 (654 amino acids)
Biological process (GO): protein phosphorylation
Molecular function (GO): protein binding; ATP binding; protein kinase activity
Source: RefSeq, a predicted model, not a curated record
UCGUGCCUGCCAGCUUCACUUGAGCGUGGCUGUACAGAGUAUUAAAAAUUAGAUAACCACUUUUUCCAAGUUUCACAGGAGAGAGAGAAAGAGAGAUAGAGAGAGAGCGAGAAAGCGAGUGAGAUUCAGGAAAAGAGGGUGGUUGAUUUGAGGCUCUCAUUCCUGUUCUGGGCAGAGGUAGGAUGGAUUGGAGGUGGAGGGAGCUGAUAUCUCUCAUCAUUCUUUGCAUUCUAUGGUCGAAGCCUAUCUGCAUUCAAGGAAACACAGAUCCAACAGAUGCCUCUGCUUUAAGGGUUUUGUACACCAGUUUAAACUCCCCCUCUCAGUUAACCCAGUGGAAUGCAAAUGGGGAUGACCCUUGUGGACAAUCAUGGAAGGGGAUUACUUGCUCUGGCUCACGGGUUACAGAAAUAAACUUAUCUGGCCUUGGACUCAGUGGAUCGCUUGGAUACCAGCUUGGAAGUAUGACAUCGGUAACCAACCUGUAAGGGAUGUGAGUAAUAACAAUUUUGGAGGCGAGAUUGUCUACAACCUUCCACCUAACCUGAAAAGACUAAAUCUUGGACGAAACAACUUCAAUAAAGGCAUCCCGUAUUCUAUUUCUAUGAUGACUUCUCUUCAAUACUUAAACAUCAGUCACAAUCAGCUUCAGGAUCCACUGAAUGAUGUGUAUGGCCAGCUAACUUCCUUAUCCAUAUUGGAUCUUUCUUUCAAUGCUAUGUCAGGCAACCUGCCUCAGAGUUUUAGCUCACUUUCUGGCAUCAGCUCUAUGUAUUUGCAAAACAAUCAGUUCACUGGCACAAUUGAUGUCCUUGCAACUCUUCCUCUUGAUAACCUGAAUGUUGAAAAUAACCGUUUCACUGGAUGGAUCCCUGAACCACUGAAAAACAUCAACCUGCAGAAAAAUGGAAACUCCUGGAACACCGGCCCUGCACCCCCUCCUCCGCCUGGUACACCCCCAGCCACCAGAAGAAACCGAAGUCACAAUCCAGGUGGCAGUCCAUCCAAUGGUAGUUCUAGUGAAGGUCAGAAAUCAGGUAUUAGUGGUGGUGCCAUUGCAGGAAUUAUCAUUUCUGUGCUCGUUGUAGGAGCUGUAGUAGCAUUCUUCCUCGUCAGGAGGAGAUCCAAGAGACCGUUGACGGAUAUUGAAAAGCUCGACAAUCAACCCCUGCAACCUCUUAAAAUGACUGCCGCACAAGAAACCAAGUCGGAAGAUUCUUCCUCCACAUUUUAUCCAACAUCAUUUGAAUCUUCUGCUGCAAUUAAUCUUAAACCCCCACCUAUUGAUCGUCACAAAUCAUUUGACGAAGAUGACUUUGCCAAACGAGCCCCAGUCAAGAAGGCUAGUGCUGCCGCUCCUAUUAAUGUAAAGUCAUAUUCAAUAGCAGACCUUCAAAUGGCGACAGGCAGCUUCAAUGUUGAUAAUCUUCUUGGUGAGGGAUCGUUUGGACGUGUAUAUCGAGCUGAGUUUGACGACGGGAAGGUUCUUGCCGUGAAAAAAAUAAAUUCAUCUGCUCUACCUCGGGAAUUAUCCGAAGAUUUCACUGAUAUUGUUUCGAAAGUCUCCCAGUUACACCAUCCCAAUGUAACUGAACUCGUCGGUUAUUGCUCCGAACAUGGGCAGCAUUUGCUUGUGUACGAGUUCCAUAGAAAUGGCUCGCUUUACGACGUCUUACAUCUAUCACUAUCAGAUGAAUACAACAAACCUCUGAUAUGGAAUUUACGCGUUAAGAUCGCUCUGGGAACAGCUCGCGCAUUAGAGUAUCUUCACGAAGUGUGCUCCCCAUCAAUUGUUCAUAGAAACAUCAAGUCUGCUAACAUAUUGCUGGAUGCCGAACUCAGCCCCCAUCUUUCUGAUUCUGGACUGGAAAGCUUUAUACCAAAUGCAGAUCAGGCAAUGGAUGGGAGUGGAAGUUCAGGAUACACUGCGCCCGAGGUUACCAUGUCGGGCCAAUAUACUCUGAAAAGUGACGUGUAUAGUUUUGGAGUAGUCAUGUUGGAACUGCUGACUGGGCGAAAACCAUUUGAUAGUUCGAGGCCAAGGUCGGAGCAAUCUUUGGUUCGAUGGGCAACGCCUCAGCUUCAUGACAUUGAUGCUUUAACCAAGAUGGUUGAUCCCGAACUCAAAGGCCUUUAUCCUGUUAAAUCUAUCUCCCGAUUUGCAGAUGUGAUUGCACUUUGCGUUCAGACGGAACCUGAGUUUAGACCUCCAAUGUCGGAGGUGGUCGAGGCGUUGGUCCGCUUGGUGCAACGAGCAAACAUGAGUAAGAGAACAUAUGGAAACGAUAAUGCAACAUCUCCCAGAGGGGAGAUGGGUGGAGAGGACACACCAUAAACAAAGACAAAAGUUUGUAUUUGUAAGCCCAAAAUCUCUCUUUACCUUCUUCUUUGAGAUUAUUUCUUUCUUCAUAUUUAGAAAGAAUUGCGAUUGCUAAUGGCGAUGGUAAUAAUGUCCGUCUGUUAAUAUUACGUCUGUUCCUUUAGGUCUUUUCAUACUCCCAUAGGUUCCUUAUCUUUCUUUUUUUUCCCUUUUAGUAUUUUGAUAGAAGAAAAAAAAAAGACUUCAUUUUCAACAUACGUAUAUUUUGAAGAAAUAAUUGUUGGAGUUUCAGUUCAGUUCUUACUUUGUAUGAACGUUUUGUUGCUUUUUAAUGAUCAAUUUAUUAUUUAUUGAUUUGUUUGAAAA